UCUUGCUGCUGCCAGGUCCAGAGUGUCUCAUGGGGUCCCUGUACGGCCUCCCAUUGCUGCUGUCUCCAUCGCCACACUCUGCCAUGUGCCACUUUCCAGGUCUCCUCCACACUGCUGGUGGGUUCCAUUUUGUCAUAGGGUGCUGGCAGAUUACGGGCCUCCCAUUGCUGCUGCCAGGCCCGUUCGUAAUCUGCCAUGGGCCCCCGUACCGCCUCCUCAUGCUGCUGCCAGGUCCAGAGUGUGUCAUGGGUCCCUGUACGGCCUCCCAUUGCUGCUGUCUCCAUCGCCACACUCUGCCAUGUGCCACUUUCAGGUCUCCUCACACAUGCUGGUGGGUUCCAUUUUGU
Messenger RNA from Staurois parvus, 347 nucleotides. NCBI's taxonomy places the organism in Eukaryota, Metazoa, Chordata, Amphibia, Anura, Ranidae. The record is from the annotation of a GenBank genome assembly.